AGAAUGCCAGAAGGAAACCUUUCUGCUUUGAGUGAAUUCAUUUUACUGGGGUUCUCCAACUUUCCACAUCUUCAGCACUUACUUUUUUCCCUGUUCCUUUCUACUUAUUUGUUCACCUUAGCUGGAAACCUUCUAAUCAUUUUCCUUACCGGUAUGGAUGCUGCCCUGCAGACCCCCAUGUAUUUCUUCCUUGGGAACCUGUCCUUUCUGGAGAUCUGUUACACAACUGUGAACAUCCCUAAAAUGUUGGCCAGUCUUCUCAUGGAGGAUAGAAGCAUUUCUUUCCUUGGUUGUGGUACACAAACCUAUUUCUUUUUUUCCUUUGGAGGGUCAGAGUGUUUUCUCCUGGCCUCAAUGGCUUAUGAUCGUUAUAUUGCUAUCUGCAGUCCCCUGCACUAUCCUGUCAUUCUGAACAAGAAGACAUGCAAUGCACUUGCUACAGGGUCUUGGCUCAGUGGGAUAUUUAUGUCCUUUGGUCUCACAAGCAUGGUAUUCACUUUACCCUUCUGCAGAUCCAACGUGAUCAACCAUUACUUCUGUGACAUCCUCCCACUGCUGAAACUGGCCUGUGUGGACACUUCCUUCAUUGAGUUGUGUGUCUUCAUGUUGGCUUUGAUCUUUAUUGCCUUCCCCUUUGUGCUGAUCUUCCUGUCAUACAUACGUAUUGUCUCCUCUAUCCUGAAGAUUGCCUCCAUUGAAGGCAGAAAGAAAGCCUUCUCUACCUGCUCCUCACACCUCAUUGUGGUAAUAUUUUUCUAUGUCUCUGCCUGUAUUAUAUAUCUGAAGCCCAAGGCAGACUCCUCUCCAGAUACAAACAAGUUUCUUUCUUUAUUAUAUACUUUCCUCACACCCAUACUAAACCCUAUUGUUUAUACUUUGAGAAAUAAAGAGGUGAAAGGUGCUUUCUGGAGACUGCUUGGGAAAAGGAGGCUUGUUGCAUAAAGAAAGUGAUUUCUUGCAACUACCUCUAGACCAGUUCUUCCUCUCUAGGUUACACAUUCAUUCAGGUCCAGCCUUUGAUCUGAUGCAGAUGAUGAUGAUUCUGCAU
Molecule: messenger RNA, 1048 nt
Organism: Alligator mississippiensis (American alligator)
Lineage: Eukaryota; Metazoa; Chordata; Crocodylia; Alligatoridae
Product: olfactory receptor 10A7-like
Exons: 1
Coding region: 4-942 (312 amino acids)
Biological process (GO): G protein-coupled receptor signaling pathway
Cellular component (GO): membrane
Molecular function (GO): G protein-coupled receptor activity; olfactory receptor activity
Source: RefSeq, a predicted model, not a curated record